Molecule: messenger RNA, 4001 nt
Organism: Hemibagrus wyckioides
Lineage: Eukaryota; Metazoa; Chordata; Actinopteri; Siluriformes; Bagridae
Product: elongation of very long chain fatty acids protein 7-like
Exons: 18
Coding region: 278-2284 (668 amino acids)
Biological process (GO): sphingolipid biosynthetic process; very long-chain fatty acid biosynthetic process; fatty acid elongation, monounsaturated fatty acid
Cellular component (GO): endoplasmic reticulum; endoplasmic reticulum membrane; nucleotide-excision repair complex
Molecular function (GO): protein binding; fatty acid elongase activity
Source: RefSeq, a predicted model, not a curated record
CAUCAACAUGGCGACUCCUAUUCACAAGCUUCAGGUUGCGACAAUGGAAAAACUUUGUUAUUCUUUUGCUAGGUGAUGUUUAAUAAACUACGAUUGCAGCGACUAUUUCAAGCAAUACGUAUAAGAUGUUUCACAGACUAGAAAAAGGCUUGAACAUUUGUUUAGAAGCCACGAAUUUUUGGAUGGAGGAUGAUUAGUCAGUUAGCUAGUCCAUAGUAAUAACCGGUCUGUUGCUUGUAAACAUAAAGACUGAUUCUACAUGUAGAGGUUUGUGAAAAUGUUGAGCUUUCUUACAGCCAGAAAAACAGGUGUGGACGAUCCUGUGCGUUUAAGACGAGCAGAAUCAACAAGAAGGGUACUGAGUUUGGAGUUAAAUCACGACAGAGAUGUGGAACGAAUUCACGGGAAUGGAGUGAACUGUAUUGACAUCGAAGUAAUUGAAGGGAGAUAUAUGUUAUCAGGUGGUUCUGAUGGUGUAAUUGUGAUUUACGACCUUGAAAACAGCUGCAAGAAGUCACAUUACACUUGUAAAGCAGUUUGCACUGUAGGCAGGUCAAAUCGUCAUGUGCACAAGUUCAGCGUGGAGACGGUUCAGUGGUAUCCGUAUGACACUGGCAUGUUUGUAUCCAGCUCAUUUGACAAAAGCCUGAAAGUUUGGGACACAGAAACUCUCAAGCCAGCUGAUGUGUUCCAGUUUGAUGGGAAUGUCUACUGCCACCACAUGUCUCCUAUUGCCAGGAAACACAGUCUCAUAGCAGUUGGUACCAAAGACCCAAAAGUUCAACUGUGUGAUCUGAAGUCUGGUUCUCGAAUCCACAUUCUGCAAGGUCACAGAGGAGAGAUUCUCUCUGUCCAGUGGUCUCCGCGCUACGAGCACAUCCUGGCCACUGCUAGCACUGAUGGCAGGGUAUGUAUGUGGGAUGUUCGGCGAGCUGCCGGAAGCCUCUUUACUUUAGAUCAGUACAAUGGGGACAAGUCUAAAGCGUCAUCUGAGGCAGUGAACACGGCCCAUAAUGGACGUGUAAACGGCUUGUGCUUCACUGACGAUGGCCUUUACCUCCUGACCACUGGCACAGACGACCGCAUGCGCCUUUGGAACAGUGCCACAGGCCACAACACACUGGUAAACUACGGGAAGGUGGUUAAUGAGAGUCGGAAAGGUGUGAAGUUCACUGUGUCCAGAGGCUGCAACCCGGAGUUUGUGUUUGUACCAUGUGGCAGCUCAGUUGCAGUGUACAGCCUUUACACAGGGAAACUUGUGACAACAUUAAGGGGCCAUUACAAUAAUGUAGACUGCUGUGAGUUCCAUCCAGACUAUCAGGAGCUCUACAGUGGUGGGAAAGACUGUAAUAUCUUGGCGUGGGUUCCUGUGCUGCGCCAACCUGAUGUAGAAGAUGAGGGUAAAAAGGCAGAGAUGGCUUUCAAUCAGCUAACCUCCACCGCUGUGCAGCUAUAUGAUGAGUGGAUCAAAGGCGCAGACCCCAGGACUGAAGACUGGCUGCUCAUGUCGUCUCCGCUGCCUCAGACUAUCAUCAUUAGUGCCUAUAUCUAUUUUGUGAUGUCACUGGGGCCCAGACUGAUGGAAAACAAGAAACCGUUUGAUUUGAAGAAGGUUCUCAUGAUCUACAACUUCAGCGUGGUGGCUCUCUCUCUCUAUAUGUGUUAUGAGUUUGUGAUGUCUGGCUGGGGCACAGGCUACUCAUUUGGCUGUGAUCUGGUGGAUUACUCCCACUCUCCACAGGCUAUGAGGAUGGCACACACAUGCUGGCUGUACUAUUUUUCCAAAUUUAUUGAAAUGCUGGACACAGUGUUCUUUGUGCUGAGGAAAAAGAAUAACCAGAUCAGUUUCCUGCAUGUCUUCCAUCACUCUAUAAUGCCAUUCACAUGGUGGUUUGGUGUCAGGUUUGCUGCAGGUGGCCUGGGAACAUUCCACGCCCUUCUGAACUGCAUAGUCCAUGUCAUAAUGUACAUAUACUAUGGCCUGUCAGCACUGGGACCUGCUUAUGAGAAGUUUCUCUGGUGGAAGAAGCACCUGACGACUAUACAGCUAACGCAGUUUGUGAUCGUCACCACUCACAUUGGUCAGUACUUCUUCAUGAAGGAUUGCCCCUAUCAGUACCCCAUCUUUGUUUACAUCAUCGGCCUCUACGGCUUGGUCUUUAUCUGCCUGUUCCUCAACUUCUGGUAUCACGCAUACACCAAGGGCAAGAGGCUUCCCAAAGUUCUCCGGAGUACAGACAAGGUCCAGAACAACAACAGCAUCUCCCUCAGCAAACACGAUUAACCUCAUUUAGGGACUGUUCGAAAUGACAAUCUGACUCGUAUGGAGUUCUUGAGCGCUGCUGUUUUCUGGCCUACUGUACUUUUUAUAUUUGGAAUAUUUAUAUUUGUGAGAAGUCAUCUAUGGCACAAAUAAUUACUACAGAUCUAAAAUUGCUUUAAAAAACACGACAGAGACGAAUCUAACUUCAAAUUUAGCUGAAUGAAUGCCUAAGUUCAAAAUCAACUUUAUUACACUACCAGUCAAAAGUUUGGACACACCUUUUAAUUCAAUGUUUUUUGUUUAGGGAUUUAUUUUCUACAUUCUAGAACAAUACUGGAGAUUUCAAAACUAUGAAAUAACACACAUGGACUUAAGUAAUCCAUAUGUAAUGACAAGAAAAAAAAGUCAGUUGUUAUUUUAAUACACGAAGGUCAGGUGUUCUGGAAUAGUUCUUGCAAGAACAGUAUUGUCAAGUGCAUUUGCAAAACCCAUCAAGCACCAUGAUGAAACUGGCUCACAUGAAGACCAUCCCAGUAAAGCAAGACCAAAACUUACCUCUGCUUCAGAGGGGAAGAUCAUUUAGAGUUACCAGCCUCAGAAAUCUCCAAUUAACAGCACCUCAGAUUAGAGCCGUUAUGACGGCUUUACAGAGCAUCAGUAGCAGACAUAUCUCAAUAUCAACUGUUCAAAGGACAUUAUUGUGUAUUUCGGCCGCCUUCAGCAUUGUUUUACAAUGUAGGAAGAAAUAAACAUCAGGAAAGACCAUGGAAUUAGAAGGUGUGUCCAAACUUUUGACUGGUAGUGUAUGUUGCUGUUUCAUGUCACUAACACUACAUAUGAAAGCACAUCAGCUGAAAACUGGAUUCCUGAAGUCUUAGCUUUGACUGGCAUAUUUAAUCUUUUCUUACUUUCUUUUUAGAAUAGCUGAACAUUUUAAUACUUUCUGUGUAGUUCCUUUAACAUUGGAUAAAAGCCAAAUUAACCCCGCUUUAAAGUCCCAGCUUUGCAUUUAGCCGAUCAUCUUAAAACCUCGUUCCAUAACUGUUAGGAGUUAACAGGAAUGGUCUGUAGUUCCAAAAAUCAGAAAUUUAAGUCUGGAUUCAUCAACAGGUUCUGAGAGUUUAAAUGACUAAUUCAUAGUACAUGUCCCUAGCCAGGCAUUAAAGACCCCCAGUGCCUUAACUGUUUGUAUCUCCUACAUUCCCUGGCCUUUCUCCUCAGCUCUAGAACACAUGCUGAUCUACGCAUACAGUCUAGUUAUUUGCCUACAACUCCAAAACUUUUGCAAUAAAUUCAGUCUUAGAGAAGUACAGGACAAUGUGAAUGUCCCUGAAGGAGCCAGUGCAUUUAUCUGAACCUCUGAGUAAGUACUGAUCUUGGAUCAGAUCUUGUCUGACCAUUUGAUAUAUGGAUAGGAAGGCGAAAGACAAAUCCAGGACCAGAGCACUUAUCUGAGAAGUUUAAUACGUGCUAAUAGAGGUUCAGGUAAAACUGCACUAUUGGUGAUAUGGGACAGGACCAACAAGACGUCAGCAUGUCUCCUAAUAGAGGUGACGAGGAAGGCAUUAUGCAGAUUAAGUGCUCAUUUUAUUUUAGUACUGUCAUGAUUGUCCUUGUUUAGGACAGGAGUCCACAUUCCGAUUUUUAUACAUGUGAAUUUGAGUAUGUGAAAUCGAAUAUGUGAACUGAAUGUUUUAAUAUGUAUAUUUAUAAAGAAAUAAAUACUUUUCACUGGUAA